AUGCGUAUCGUUCGUUCUGUUCUCGUCAUAGCUGGUCUGAUUGGGUUGGGUUCUGCUUGGAACGCGACCUUCCUACCUUUAGGAGACAGUAUAACAUAUGGGUGGCUAUCGACAGAUGGAAACGGCUAUCGAGAAGAUCUCUUGGAGCUAAUUACUGCUGGGGGUAAUUCGGUAGACUACAUUGGAUCCAUUCAAGCAGGGACCAUGGCCGAUAACUGGAACGAUGGGUACAUUGGCUGCACCAUUGACCAAAUAGCGUCUAGCGGAGUUCCAGCGCUCGAAAUGGUUCCAGAGGUCGUUCUUCUCAUUGCCGGCACCAAUGACAUCAACUACCAGGAAGAUUUAGCCAACGCUCCUACACGCUUAAUGAACCUCGUCGACGAGAUCUUUUCCUACAGCCCAGAUGCCGCCGUUAUCGUGUCCGACAUUCCAUUGAUUGUUGAUGAUACACUUGAGCCUUUGGUAGAGACAUACAACAGCGGCGUCCAAGUGCUGUUGCAACAGAGAAUUGCAGAAGGACAGCAUAUUGCCCAUGUAUCUCUUUCAAAUUUGACAUCUUCUGAGAUGGCUGAUGAUUUACAUCCGAACGAUGAAGGUUACCAAGUGCUUGCUGAUGCAUUGUAUGUGGGUAUACAGGCAGCUAGUGAAGCAGGUUGGAUUGCCUGA
Lentinula edodes (shiitake mushroom) is the source of this 666-nucleotide messenger RNA. RefSeq names its product SGNH hydrolase-type esterase domain-containing protein. The transcript is spliced from 5 exons. NCBI's taxonomy places the organism in Eukaryota, Fungi, Basidiomycota, Agaricomycetes, Agaricales, Omphalotaceae. Gene Ontology annotation, molecular function: phosphatidylcholine lysophospholipase A1 activity. Bases 1 to 666 code for a protein of 221 amino acids. The record is from RefSeq and is a predicted model, not a curated record.